This is a messenger RNA of Paraglomus occultum, 1065 nucleotides long. The record is from the annotation of a GenBank genome assembly. NCBI's taxonomy places the organism in Eukaryota, Fungi, Glomeromycota, Glomeromycetes, Paraglomerales, Paraglomeraceae.
AUGCUGGCUUCACUGAUUACUCUACCUAUAGAAAUACUGUAUUUGAUAGUAUUUAAUAUAGAUAAUCCGAAAGAUCUCCGUGCGUUUUCGUCCACAUGUGCUUUCUUUCGCAAGAUAUCAGGCCCACACACAUUAACGGCUCAACUCUGGUUUUCACUAUAUAGCCAAGACCUACCAUCCGAACAUCAUCUUCGCACAGCUAACGAAUGGCGAUUUCCAUUAGAGACUGAAUAUGCAAAACGUCUAAUCACUGUCAACGCACCGCCCGAACCAGCCGGGCUUUCUUCUGAAGCUCCGGGCCCGCGUCGGGCUCUUCGUCGACAAGAACGUGUUUUGCACAUUGUCGAGAGAUUCGGUCUGUUUCUACACAACAUGUUGGCUGUCAACUAUUACUAUCCGCAUGACUGGGAUGCUCUUCGAGCAGUAGCCGAUGAAGUCGAACAGUAUUUGGAGGAUCUAGGUUGGGUGCAAUUUUAUCGAGGUCAAAUGCGUGGGAUAGAUUCUCUUAUGGUGUCGACCGUACAGACCGAUCAGGAAUUUGAGGCUGUCGCAUUCGAAGACUUUUCCGGAAAGCUACGUGCUGAGAUAGCCGGUGCUUCCAGUAUUCCCGCAUCGAGUAAGAGCACAUCUGCUGCAAGUAGUCGUCAUAACUCUACAACUGGUGGUUUUGCUUCUAAUCGAAACAGCACCGGUGACCUCUUUGCAAGUCUUACCAGUGAGAGAAUGUACCUAAGAUGGACAAGCUUGAUUCAGGACCAGCUAAACUUUUUCGGAUUGGAGAGAUACAUAUUGGAAAAGUUUAAACCACCAGACAAGUUGCAGUUGGCUGAAUACUUGCGUGUAGUUUUGUUUGGUGAUAUCGAUAGCGAUUCCAACAACGUUGAUGUCACUCCCAACAACAACGGUAUCCUUGCCAAUAAUAAUAGCAUCAUUCCCAAUACCAUUGCCAACACUGAUGUCCCUUCCAGUAGCAACCGUAUCGCUUCCAAUAUCACUAGCAAUAUACCAUAUGUCCCUCCCAGUAGUACUGGUCUUACUUCAAAUAACAUUAAUAUCGCCUCGUGA